AGCCCCAUUUCUCUCGCACUCGUGCAAAGAGCGUGGCUCCACGAAAACGAACACCUGUCCCUUUACGCUCUUCCUAUAGGUCCUUGGGGUUUAUGCUACAAUCCCCACCCACCCCUAGGGUAUCUCUCGACGGUAUAAAUACGCGACAGCCACCCUCAACAAUCAUCAUUCUCGCUUCAGAGUCUUAACAAUCAUCAGCUAUCUCAGCUAGUAAGAACGCUUUUUAACCUACAACACGCAAAAUGAGUAACUUCGACUACAUCAUGUCCUCGAACAACUCCGUCAACGAGAACAAAUACAACGCCAAGAAAUCCAAGAGUGCCGUCCACCAGAUCAAGUCGGUCAUCAGGCCGAUCGUCAACCUCAUCAAGAAGAAGAAGAACACCUACAGGAGUUCCCCUCAACCCGAUUACUUCAGAGACAACGACGAGGUCGAGGAUAACCAGGCCAACGAGAAGCUCGAGAGGGAGAUCUUCGGCGAAAUCGACGCUUGCCACGAAUUCGCGGCAAUCCCAAUCUACGAAGAUGGUCGCAUGCAGAUCGAACCCGUCUACAGGGGUCAGAGGUACAUCCCGGUCCACUUCGCCAAAACUGAAGCUGGUACCUUCUUCUGGACCACCAUGGUCGGGCCAGACUACGACAUCGACAACAACGGUGACAAGAACGCCAUCACCUACAAUCAGCACGCUGAGAUCCAAGCCGCAGAUAGAUGGGCUCAAGCUUAACUUUUUAUCUCAAAAUGUGGAGAGAUAUGUGAUUUUAGAUUUGCUCAAUUUUUUGACUGAUUUUGUGAUAUUAAUGUAAGUUUGUUGUACCUUACAGAGACACCGUUGUGAUCGAUGGCUUUAAUUGUUUAUGGAUAUUGUAUAAAUUGUUUUUUUUAUAUUUCAACGUCUUCCAUUUAUUGAUGAAUAUUGAAAAUAAAUGUUG
Messenger RNA from Coccinella septempunctata (seven-spotted ladybird), 930 nucleotides. Its product is annotated as enhancer of split malpha protein-like. Gene Ontology annotation, biological process: sensory organ development; Notch signaling pathway. NCBI's taxonomy places the organism in Eukaryota, Metazoa, Arthropoda, Insecta, Coleoptera, Coccinellidae. Bases 243 to 725 code for a protein of 160 amino acids. The transcript has a single exon. The record is from RefSeq and is a predicted model, not a curated record.